CCAAUUCUUCCAUUAAAAAAAAAAAAAAAAAAAAAAAAGAAAGGAAAGAAAGAAGCCCAACCCAACCCAAUCUCUCUCUCUCUCUCUCAUCAUUUUCUUCAAGAAAGAAAAAGUGUGUUCCUUCUCUCUCGCUCUUAUCUAUAACCCCUUUGAAAGACGACUUAAAGUGGUGGGUAUAUUUAUCUUUGUUUUCUUUAUUUCUCAAAAUUUCUAGAACCCACAUCGAUCAAUAUCUCUGGCUGCUUCCUCCUUUAUAAGACCGACACAGAUGAACAGAAAAGAAGAAUAUUUCAAUUGAAAACCGAGGUGAGGGAGAUUAAUUAAGUUAUGGUCUUGGUCUUGCGGAUUCCAACUAAUCAAAAACUCGUUCUGGUUCGAACUCAUGGAAGCCGAUAGCUGUAUUCCUCCCGUUAACCCUGUUCAUUCUCGAUUCUUUCUCUCUGGGUUCUAUUGCUGGGAUUGGGAAUUCCUCACUGCUCUCCUCCUUUUUAGUUGUUCCAUCUAGAACCCUUUUUACCCACACCAUCAAUUGGCUCAUAAUUUCCUCCAUCUUUAUUUGUUCACAGAAUUAGAUCAUUUUUUUCCUUUUCUUUUUUUGUUAUUACUGUAAUUCUACUUUUUUUUUUUUUUUUUAUUGGGAUAGAAAAUUUUUUUUCUUUGGUUUUUCUUGGGGUGGGUUGGUGAAGGGUAAAAUUGGAAGAAAUGGCGCAGAGGUCUGUUCCGGCGCCUUUUUUGACGAAAACGUAUCAGUUGGUUGAUGAUCCCGUCACGGACGAUGUGAUCUCUUGGAACGAAAACGGCACAUCAUUUGUCGUUUGGAAGACCGCUGAUUUUGCGAGAGAUUUGCUCCCCAAUUAUUUUAAGCACAACAACUUCUCCAGCUUCGUUCGCCAACUCAACACCUAUGGCUUUCGAAAGGUCGUCCCAGACAAAUGGGAAUUCGCCAACGACCACUUCCGACGAGGACAAAAGGAGCUCCUCUCGGAAAUUCGUCGCCGUAAAACGGCGACAACUUCUCCGGCAAAUGGUCAAGCCGGGAAACCCGGCGGCGGUGACUGCCCUUCAAGCCCGUCGAAUUCCGGCGAGGACCUGGGGUCCACAUCCACGUCAUCCCCGGAUCCCAAGAACCCAGGGUCGGUGGAGACAGCGGCUGCGAUGGUCCAGGUGGCGGGUUUAUCGGACGAGAAUGAGAAGCUGAAGAAGGACAACGAGAUUCUGUCUUCGGAGCUUGCCCAGACGAAGAAACAGUGCGACGAACUGAUAGCUUUUCUGACGGAAUACAUGAAGGUGGGGCCCGAUCAGAUCAAUCGCAUCAUGAGGCAAGGAAGCUGCGGGUCCACCCGUGAUGGAUUGGCUGAUGAUGAUGAUGAUGACGAAAAUGGAUUUGAAAAAGAAGAAAAAGAAGAAGAGGGUCUGAAACUGUUUGGGGUAUGGGUCAAAGGGAACGACAACGACAAAGAGAAGACGACGGUGAAGAAGAAAAGGAGCCGUGAAGAGAAAACAGUAGGGUUCGUUCUGCCCCAUGCAAAGGAAAUGAAGACCGUGGACUUCCACACACCGUUGAUGAAGAGCAGCAAAGUCUGCAACUGAGUCUGAUGGAUAUUUUGCUUGCUAGUCUGCCCAGGGGUAGUAUAAAAAUGCGGGGGUAAGUAUGGGUAAGCUCCAUGCACCCUCUGUAACGUCCUUAGAUCAUUCUGUGUAGAAAAGAAAAGUCAUCUGCAUGCAAUGAUAAUGAUAACGUUUAGUUUUUAUUAUUACCAGUAUUUUAGGGAAUAAAAGGGAAAAACUUUGGAGCCGUAAGGUUUAUUUUCUUCCUUGUAAUUUUUUUUCUCUCUUUUAUUUUUAUUUUUAUUUUGAGUACAUUGUUGUUUAGUGGGUAAAAUUGGGAAAUUGUAAUAAGGAUUUGAUGGUUGGGUUUUUGAACAUGUAAAGUACAGGUCUAUCAGGACUUUAGAAAUUGUGGAAGGUAAAAGAUCAAAGGCACAUGGGUGUUUUCCUUCCAUUUAGAAAAAGUAGUAUAUCUCGAUCAAAAUGUUCUCUGUGUCAAAUAUGCAAUUCGGAACUAGAUUCAAUUUCUAUAUAUUGUAAUGUAAUGGCAAUGUUGUUUGUGCUCC
Ziziphus jujuba (common jujube) is the source of this 2114-nucleotide messenger RNA. Its product is annotated as heat shock factor protein HSF24. Gene Ontology annotation, molecular function: RNA polymerase II cis-regulatory region sequence-specific DNA binding; DNA-binding transcription factor activity. NCBI's taxonomy places the organism in Eukaryota, Viridiplantae, Streptophyta, Magnoliopsida, Rosales, Rhamnaceae. Gene Ontology annotation, cellular component: nucleus. Gene Ontology annotation, biological process: regulation of transcription by RNA polymerase II. The transcript has 2 exons. Bases 703 to 1590 code for a protein of 295 amino acids. The record is from RefSeq and is a predicted model, not a curated record.